GCCUAUCUAACCUAGUGUGUAACAAAGUAAUCCCAUUUAUACUACAUCACAGCUAUAUUUUAGAUGGUAAAGGGUGUAACACAAGUAACUGUAUUUAUAUAAGUAUUCCGCCCAGCCUUAGGCAGAGGUAGUGAGAGUUUUCAAUUGUCUGAACCGCAGUGUCAACCCAUCCAAAUAUGCUCCCAAUCUCUCCAAACACGCUCGCCUACGAGGGCACGGCGUUAGACGCCCUCGAAGAGUUAGCCAAAGCAAAAACCUACGUUGAGCUACUCCAUGUGACGCAUUCUUUAUGGUGUGGUAGUUCAUGCUCCCGAGACAUCGAAUGCAAAUUCCUUCAUUAUAAGAUGACGAAGCCCAAGGCCCCUAAGGAGCCAGAUCCGUUCUUGAACCAUCGCUAUAACAAGUGCACAGCUAAAUACUUUACUCUCAUGGGCGGCGAGGGUUAUGAGCCGGGCUUCCCGCAGGAGCAUCGAGUGAACUUUUGGCUUGCUCUGGAAUCCGCCCUGCGUCGAAUUGACGGAACCCGUGAGCAAGGCGACAAGUUCCUGUUUUGCGACUAUACGGACUGGACGAAGAAGCAGAAUGUCUCGGCUAGGCAGGUAGCCCAAUGCCUGUGCCGGGAUAUCAUCCAGUGGAUGGCCAUCUGGACCGGCAUCGAUCUCAAGACUUCCCCUCUCGAGAUGUGGCUUACAGCCAUGAUCACCUCUCCCGACGACUUUUGCAUACCCCCCCUCGACGUCGUCCACGGCAAGUUCCGGUUAUACGGACGUUCUCUCCGCGACCUCGUGCAGGCGAUGGUCGGCGCGAACUGGGGCCGGGACGCAACCCACGUCCUGCUGGGGUUCGUCCGGCAGCUGCUCUUCCAGUACGUCGAAAAGGCCGAGUUCGAAGGCACGGUGAACGGCGCGGCUGGCAUCCACGCCCAGACGGGCCGGGAUGCGGACUCGGUGUGGGACAGCGUCGUGCUCCGCACGCACACGGCCGGCACCUACGCGUGCAUGAUCAUCGUCUCCCGGAUGGCUGGCCUGGGCCCGCUGGACGAGCGCUGGGUCCUCGGCAGCUCGGCGAAUUCCUGCGUCGCCAUGGACUUGGCUAAGUCGGCCGCGCGGAUCUACCACGUGGACAACCACCAGCCGACGCUCAGCUUCGGGGGGCAGGGUAAAGACAAAAGUACGCAGCAGCAGCAGGAGCAGGAGCAGCCGACUCCUGGUGAGAGGAGGCGCAAAGUCGGGUAUCAUUCCGUGUAUCUGGACAUGAUGGACGACCUGGUCGACGCUGGCUGCCCAGAGCUCCUGCUGCACGUCGCCGGGACUUUCCUCGGCGUGCAGCUGGUUCACCGGUACUGGGAGCGUAGCUUGGGCUACCGGAUCCCGAUCCACCGGGCCAUGGCCAAUGCUAUACGUAGCAUUUAUGGCGACGACCCAACUGAUGCGCGACUGGAUGGUCUCUUUCGCUUGCGCCAGCUGGUGAGCAACCGUGAGGGUGGACAGAAGGCCGGGGCUGAGCCUACGCUCUGUCCGGAUCUGCUGGCUGCGUGCUUGGAACGCCAGCGCCAGCGGGAGUCUGCGUGGAAGGCUAACCGCGCCGAUACUUGUACGGAUUGUACGGCACCAGUUCGUGAUUCAAAUGACUUCCUACCAGAUGCCGCCGAGUGGAUUUCAGAUGUUCAUCGGUUGUCGCAGCAGGCAGACAACCCUCAAGAAUUGCAAAAGCUGUUAACCUCUCUUGAGGUUACCAACUCGACACCGUUAUCUAUCGGCCAGUUAAAUGCGGUUGGUUCGCAGGACGAUAUUUGGGCUCUGUGCAUGGCGUGCAAGGUCGACUGCUGCGAGAACUGCGAAUGGCUGGCAUUCGCUAAGUAUAUCUGGAAACAGUUUUGUUGUUCUUCCUCUAGCUUCGCUUAAGGAGAUAUCGACAGCCAUAAUCCGACAGUCGUAUCAAUAAGAGAAAUAAGGGUUCGAAAUUAAGCUCAUAGUGGAACUAGGUUUGCAUGUCCGCAAGCUCGGUUGAGGUAAGUGUUAAGAACGUUUUCCGUUUACGACUUAAUGACGCUUUCGUUUACUUGUCAUCACGGGGAGGACGGCUUUCGUUAUUGGAUCAUAAGCUA
Daldinia caldariorum is the source of this 2107-nucleotide messenger RNA. RefSeq lists its product as uncharacterized. Lineage: Eukaryota; Fungi; Ascomycota; Sordariomycetes; Xylariales; Hypoxylaceae. The record is from RefSeq and is a predicted model, not a curated record. The transcript has a single exon. Bases 177 to 1904 code for a protein of 575 amino acids.